GGGCAUGUGCCACCACACCUGCCUAAUUUUUUGUAUUUUUAGUAGAGACAGGGUUUCUCCUUGUAGGUUCAGGCUGGACUUGAACUCCCAACCUCAGGUGAUCUGCCUGCCUUGGCCUCCCAAAGUGCUGGGAUUAUAAGCGUGAGCCACCGCAACCAGCCUUUUUGUUUUUCUUUUUUUGAGACAGAGUCUCAUCUGUUGCCCAGGUUGGAGUGUAGUAGCACAGUCUCAGCUCACUGCAACCUCCUCCUCCCAAACUGAGACAGUCCUCCCACCUCAGCCUCCUGAUUAGCUGGGACUACAGGCAAGUGUCACCACACCUGGCUCAUUUUUGUAGAAAUGGGCUUUCACUAUGUUGCCCAGAGUGGUCUUGAACUUCCGACCUCAGUGGUCUGCCUGCUUCAGCCUCCCUAAGUGUUGGAAUUACAGGCAUGAGCCAGCAUGCCCAGCCAAGGGUUUUGAUCUUUAGGGAUUUCAGCACUUGGGGUGCAACUUAGCAUUUAAAAAAUAGAGACAGGUUCUUGCUAUGAUGCCCAGGAUGGUCUUGAACUCUUGGGCCCAAGUGAUCCUCCUGCUUCAGCCUCUGAAAGUGUUGGGGUUUACAGGUGUGAGCCACUGCUCUCCACCCGGGAUGCAAAUUAUAUGAAAUUCCCCUCUUUAGAAGGUGGGGUCCUGUUCCCCUCCUGAUUUCAAGUGGGCUUUGUUACUAAUGGCAGCUGCUGACGGAAAAUCGCAAACCCUCACCCAGUUUCUAGGCCUAACCCAGGCCUCAGACCCAGAGGCCACUGAUUGAAAGGGAGGCUGGAGUGCAGUGGGGCGAUCUCGGCUCACUGCAAUCUCAACCUCCAGGGUUCAAGCGAUUCUCUUGCCUUAACCUCCCCAGUAGCUGGAAUCACAUGCUGGGCUAAUUUUUGUACUUAGAGACGGGGUUUCACCACGUUGGCCAGGCUGGUCUGGAACUCCUGACCUCGUGAUCCGCCCCUCUUGGCCUCCCAAAUUGCUGGGAUUGUAGACAUCAACCACUGCACCCGGCCCCUCUCAAAACUAUCCAUGGCCAGUCCCGCGUGUUUCUCCAGGCCUGACAUCUUUGAUGUUUAGUUUCAUAUCUAACCAUCCACCUGACAUCUCCCCUGAGUGGCCUAAUGGGCAUCUCCACAUGGCCCACAGAGAACUGAUCUCGAUUUUCCCAAGCUGGCCUCUUUUCCCAAGCUGGCUAUAGACUGAAAACCUAGCAGCCAUGCUGGAUUUCUCUCACACUGCUUAUUUAGUGUGUGAAUGCAUGAGUGGAAGGUUGAGUUCGCACUCGUGACUGACUGGGGUCAACGCCGUCAUUCGCUCCCACUUUGCGCGUGCUAAUUUGACUCAGCGGAGGAAGAUUGGGCCCUGGCGGCCGGGCCCGGGAGGCGGGCCUGGAGCCAGGGGGGUGGUGCAGGCGCCAUGGAGAUGCGCUCGCGCCGGCGCAGAACCAGAACUCCCGGCGAUCCCCGCGCUCUUGGGCGGCAAGAUGGUGGCGCGCAGGAGGAAGCGCGCCGCGCGGGACUCUGAAAACCGGAUCCCUAGCCCUUCUGGCUAUACAGCUAUUCCAAUCAAGUUCUCCGAAAAGCAGCAGGCUUCUCACUACCUGUAUGUGAGAGCACACAGCGUUCGAGAAGGCACCAAGUCCACCUGGCCUCGGAAGAGGACUCUUUUUGUCCUCAAUGUGCCCCCAUACUGUACAGAGGAGUGCCUGUCCUGCCUCCUGUCCUCCUGUGGCCCUGUCCAGUCUAUGGAGUUGCAGGACAAGCCGGACCUGGCCGAGAGCCUGAAGGAGCCAAGGUCGAAGUUUUUUCAUCCAAAGCCAGUUCCGGGGUUCCAGGUAGCGUACGUGGUGUUCCAGAAGCCAGGUGGGGUGUCAGCUGCCUUGGCCCUGAAGGGCCCCCUGCUGGUGUCCACAGAGAGCCACCCUGUGAAGACUGGCAUUCAGAAGUGGAUCCGUGACUAUGCAGACUCAGUGCCCGACCCUGAGGCCCUGAGGGUAGAGGUGGACACAUUCAUGGAGGCGUAUGACCAGAAGAUCGCUGAGGAAGAAACUAAGGCCAAAGAGGAAGAGGGGGUCCCUGAUGAGGAGGGCUGGGUGAAGGUGACCCGCCGCGGCCGGAGGCCUGUGCUCCCCCGGACGGAAGCAGCCAGCCUUCGGGUGUUGGAGAGAGAGAGACGGAAGCGUGCCCGAAAGGAGCUGCUUAACUUCUAUGCCUGGCAGCACCGCGAGAGCAAGAUGGAGCAUCUAGCACAGCUGCGCAAGAAGUUCGAGGAGGACAAGCAGAGGAUCGAGCUGCUUCGGGCCCAGCGCAAAUUCCGACCUUACUAAGCUGGGAGAGCCACACCAGAAGGAUGGAGAUGCAGGCUCGGGAGGAACUCGAGGCCAAGGUGGGCCCCAGGUUGAGGGCCACCGUGUCCAACAGCCCCCAUCAGAGGCCACACAGCUGGGAGUCAAGGACCGUGCCACUCCUCAGGGCUUGUGCUUCAGCAGUCCUGGGAGUACCCAGAGGAGGAUCUGCCCCUUCUGCCUCCAUACCUUCCUCUCAGGGACCCUUCUCCCCUUCUCAAUGGAAAAGCCCCUGCUGGCAGCAAAACAGCCUCAAAAGCAGUGAGAAUGCCAGCAUCUUGUAUUUUCCAUUCAGUGGGGCCACAAGGAAAGGCCUAGGUGGGCCUACCCCAUCCCCCACCCUUGCUUCCUCCAGCUGGCUGAUGAUUAGCCAGGAGAUGGCAGCCUUCCAAACCCAGACUCUGUCUCCCUCUUGAGGUCAUGGAUGUUCAAGUUGGAAUCUUGCUCCCUUCCCCCUGAAGCUACCAUCCUAGGCUUCCAGACCAGUGAGCCUUUCCCCACCACGCCUGGCCUGCUUGCAGGGCUCGGGAACUCAGAGUCCCAGUGCCGAGUCCGGGAGCAUGAGGUCUUCAUAAUUCCAGGCUCAGAGCUACAGCUGGUUUGGGAGCCUGGGUUUGCUCUGUAAAAAGGAGCUGAUGAUACUGGCCACCUGCUGGGGUUCGUUCAUGUGGACAUAGUGAGUGCCCGGGACUUCCACAAACUGGAACCGCUGGAGAGGGGGUGUGUGGUGAGAUGUGACCAGAGGUGCCUCAGGAGCUCCACAGGCUCCCAAGGUGCACUAGGCCCUCCCACAGCCUUCUGGCUCCCUGUGCCUCCCACAGUGAGUUUCCCCACAUUCAGCUCCUUGAGCCCCACCAGUCCACAGCACCCCCAGGGUUGUCCAAGCCCUGGGGUUUUUGAGGCCUCCCAGAGGUCUAGGCCAGCUGACUUUUGAAAUUGCAUAGCAGGGACAGGGAGGGGCAAUGACCAGGGCUGCUGUGACUAUCAGAGGUCUGCUUGAGAUAAAAUAAUGAGGUGGGGGUGUGAGCAGCCUGCAGCCUUGUUCCUGCCUUCAAACCCCGACUGGAAGGCCUUGCCUGCCUAGGCACUGACCUGGCAGCUGGCCAGCCACAGGUGGGUUUCCCUUUGUGACAGUGCCUAGAAACCUGCAGAGGCCCCCGGGUCAGGUGUUCAUGGGUAGAUGACCAUGAAACGCCAGGUGCUCCGAAGAACCUAGGCAACAGCCACCCCCACCUACAGCCAGCAUGCCCACUGGUGUGAUGGGCAAAGGGAGGCAGCAGUCAGGUGUGCUGCUGUGGCUUGGGAGCCUAUAAAAUGUGAGAUAGUCUGGGCAUAGUGGCUCCCACUUGUAAAACCAGCACUUUGGGAGGCCAGGGCGGGCAGAUCACCAGGUCGGGAAUUCAUGGCCAACCUGGUAAAACCCCAUCUCCACUAAAAAAUACAAAGAUUAGCCAGGCAUGGUAGCAUGUGCCUAUAAUCCUAGCUACCCAGGAGUCUGAGGCAGGAGAAUUGCUGGAACCUGGGAGGCAGAGGCUGCAGUGAGCCAUAAUCAUGCCAGUGCACUCCAGCCUGGGUAACAGCAAGACUCCAUCUCAAAAAAAAAAAAAAACAAAAAAACAAAACCUGGGGGCUGGGUGCAGUGGCUUACAUCUGUAAUGCCAACACUUUGGGAAGCCAAGGCAGGUGGAUCACUUGAGGUCAGAAAUUCAAGACCAGCCUGGCCAUCAUGUUAAAAUCCCAUCCCUACUAAAAAAUACAAAAAUUAACUGGUUAUGGUGGCAGGUGCCUGUAAUCCUAGCUAUUUGGGAGUCUGUGGCAAGAGAAUCACUUGCACUUGGGAGGCAGAGGUUACAGAGAGCUAAGAUCAUGCCACUGCACUCCAAGCUGGUGACAGAUCAACACUGCCUCCAAGAAACAAAAAGUGGGGCUACUAGCUGGGAUGAUGGCAGGCACCUGGUAGUCCAUUACUCAGGUCGCUGAGGUGGGAGGAUCAUAAGCCCAGGAGUUUGAGGCUGCAGUGAGCUACAACUGAGCCACCGCACUCCAGCCUAAGUGACAGAACGAGACCCUGUUUCUCAAAAAAAUUAAAAAUGUGAGACUGUCUGGCAUUUGGGUCACCGAAUUGUGUCUGGCCUGAGGAAGGAGGGGUGGGUACGUGAGGACUAUAAGAGAUUUGUUUCUGUUAAGUGAAAGGGCUAUAAAAAGAAUUUUUUAAAAAGA
Molecule: messenger RNA, 4585 nt
Organism: Callithrix jacchus (white-tufted-ear marmoset)
Lineage: Eukaryota; Metazoa; Chordata; Mammalia; Primates; Cebidae
Gene: RRP7A
Product: ribosomal RNA processing 7 homolog A
Biological process (GO): ribosomal small subunit assembly; rRNA processing
Cellular component (GO): UTP-C complex; CURI complex
Molecular function (GO): nucleic acid binding
Source: RefSeq, a predicted model, not a curated record